Molecule: messenger RNA, 966 nt
Organism: Pocillopora damicornis (cauliflower coral)
Lineage: Eukaryota; Metazoa; Cnidaria; Anthozoa; Scleractinia; Pocilloporidae
Source: RefSeq, a predicted model, not a curated record
GCCACGACACGGCGAGUGCGCAGGUUCAUUGCCCCGAGAGAUGGAAAGCCUUGCAAUCGUGAAUUAAAAAUACUAACAGAGUCAUGAAAACAAAAGUAAAGCCAGUCAUUGACACACUCUUUUAUAGUAGUGGUCGUAAGAAAACCGUCCCUGCCUGUUCCUUGGAGGUCACAGCAGAUUUCCAUCCUUUUGUCAGCUAUCAUGCCUACGGGGUCGGAUCCAAGGAUUGCACAUCAAAGAGCACACAAUAUCUGCCAUUUUUCAUGGACAAGUUUGGUCCAAAAUGGACGGAAUAUACCACAACAGCUCACGAACAACUUCCUGGACACCAACUGGAGGUUCAGAGCUAUGUCGAGUAUUUUGAAGACAGCUGCGAAGAUGCCAUUCAUUGGCUGGGAGCCUUCAACUACUUCCCAGGAUUCACCGAAGGGUGGACAACUUACAUUGAGUACGAGCUGCUGCCUCAAGACUCCAAUCUUUAUUCAGAUACUUCAGACAAGGAGGUGUUGCUACAGAAGUACGGCAUGAUCUACUACCAGAUUUUAGCCGCCCUUCGCAUUAUUGUUGACAUCGAUCUAAACUAUUACGACAAGACAACUUCUGAUGCGCUGUAUCUGUACAAGCUGUACGCCUGGGAAGACAAUACAGACCUAGCACAAAAAGAUAUCUUGAGAUCACAAGCCCUACCAGGAUUUGUAGCCAGCUAUGUGUUUGGUCAAAUGGAAAUCUCCCGUGUCAGGGGCAUGGCCGAGAGAGGACUGGGGCGAGAUUUCAACUUGAAAGAUUUUCAUUACGAGGUGUUACGCCUGGGAGAAUAUCCCUUAGGGUACUUAGAGGAACACAUACGGGCCUAUAUUGCUUGUAAGAAAAACCCCGAUCGCGAUGAAUGUAAAGAGUUUUAGAAGACUAAGUUUGUAGUCUAAUCUAUGGAUAUUGUGUUCAAAGCGCAGUUCUGAUUGAAUGGGA